AGGAGGAGGAGGAGGAGAGAUCCAAGUAAGCUUAGACGCGUCGAGUCGGAGUCGCGUCGCGGUAUCCCCGUGAUCAGAUCCGAGAGGCCCGCGCUCGUCGUCGGCUCGAGCACGGCCUGCAGCGAACCGCCUACCGCUGAUGACCAUCCCCCCUGCGUACACGCCAUCCACAGGCGGCCAUGUCUAACACUCGCGACGAGCACUCUGACAGCGAGGACGAAAUCCGCGAUGAGAGAUACAUGGGACAACCAGUCAAGAGUCCAUUCGACGACGCGUUCUCAGACGAGGACGACCGGAGCGGAGUACCCGAGUUCUCGCCUGCCGCCAUUCGGGAAGAGCUGGCAAAGACAUACAGCAUUCAAAACCGACUCACGCAGGACGAGGUGGCGGGUUUCGCCAUGAAAGUUGGCUUCUCGGUCGACCCGUACUUGUCGCCACCGCCUGUGGAGGCAGGUGAGGCAGAACCCGAACACUCACUCUCGGCACCCCCGACCAUGCAGCGGACACCUUCCGACUCUUCAGAGAGACCUGCUGCACCUUCUCACCAGAGCUCUUUCUACGAGGUGCAACUCAGCAGCAGUACCUCCGAGCUUAACUUGCAGGACUCCUCCCCCUCUCCCCCUGUACCAGUCUCGCCUCCACAACCUUCUGAAUCUCCAGGGGAGUCUCACUCUGCGGACUACCCUUCUGUCUACAUAGACGCAUCGAGGUCGCAGGCCGAGGUGACGGAAGUAUAUCCAGAGCCUGUCGAGCAUACGAACGGCCUGGUUGUGCCCGCUCGCCCUGCGUCUCUAGAAGACGUGCGAGCACGCAGUGUUUCGCCACGUCGGACACCGCCUCGUUCCGCGCCCAACGUCAUAUCCUCUUCUGUCUCCCAUCUGCCAUUGUCGUCCUCACAGCCAACUAGCUCAUCCCAUGCAUCCAUCUCCCACAUUUCCGCAUAUCCCGUGGCUUCGGCCUUCCGGCGGCAGAAGGCGAGGUCUAUGGGUCCUAGCGUUCUGGAUAGGGUCGUCAGCAAGACGCGACCUACGUUCCUUCCUCCAAAGCCCCGUGACGAGGACAGGAAACAUAUGGCGGACUGGGAACAGAUGAUGAAGCGUAGUCGCGCUGCCGAGGAGAAGAGACGCAAAGCUCUAGAAGAGAGACGUUAUUCGCGAGAAAAGAAGAUCGACGAGUCGAUUGGGCGUUGGGAGCGCGAGAUCGUCCCAGACUGGACUGUCGUCAAUCGAAACCCCGCGCUACGGAAGCUAUGGUGGGCAGGUAUUCCGACCAAGCUGAGAGCGACCAUGUGGCAAAACGCCGUUGGCAACACACUCGUGCUGAGCAAAGAUGCGUACAAGACGUGCCUAGCGCGAGCGAAGCGAGCCCUCAAUCACGCAUCCUUCCCCACGACGGUCCUUGGCCUCAUUGAGGAAGACAUCAAGACUACGCUGCCCUCACUUCAUCUAUUCGCACCUGGAGUGGGACCGAUGUACGAGGAUCUGAAGGACAUGUUGUGCGCUUGGGUAGUGUCGCGGUCGGACGAAGGGCUAGGAUAUUUACCCGGGAUAGCCAAGAUAGCGGCGAUGUUGCUGCUUAACAUGGCUGCAGCUCAAGGCUUCGUCGUCAUGCGUAACCUGCUCGAACGACAUUGCCUACGGUCCUUUUUUGGUGGUCUUACGUCCAAGGAUGAUGUCGAAGCGUAUUAUAGGAUCUUUGACACGCUCCUAGCGGAUGGAAUGCCAAAGAUCUACUUCAACUUCAAGCAACACCAGGUGUCGCCAGCAGCGUAUUUGCCUGAUUGGCUAAUACCGCUUUUCCUGGACCAUCUACCAUUCGAGGCGUGUGCGCGAUUAUGGGAUAUCCUACUGUUAGAGGGAGACUCCUUCCUGUUUCGUGCAUCGUUAGCAAUACUAGCCGUGCUGGAACCGCGCCUCUUCUUCCCCGAUCGCCGUGAACUCUUGGAGCUGCUAAAGGGAGAGAACAAACCGGCUCUAGAAGUGGCAAAACGAGAUGGCCGACCACUGAACGGUGCCAAGUACGAAAUCUAUAAUGUAGAUGAAGAAACGCUGUGGGAGCGACUUGACAGUAUGGAUGAGUGGUGGCGAGAGAGUACAUGGACAAGGCUCAUCCAGAGGGAACUACCGGACUUGUAGAGUGCGGCGAGGAAGUGUGAAAUCAAUAUUGUUGUAGUGAGUACUUACCGGCGGUUUUGUCGUAAUCUUAUUUCUAUUCGGUCGUUCCCUCUCGCACCGCCGAGUGCGAUACUUGUGCCAGUUCAGGUGGUGAUACAUUCGGGUCCGAGGACGAGUGAAUGACAUGAUGACCUCAUA
Molecule: messenger RNA, 2312 nt
Organism: Rhodofomes roseus
Lineage: Eukaryota; Fungi; Basidiomycota; Agaricomycetes; Polyporales; Fomitopsidaceae
Product: rab-GTPase-TBC domain-containing protein
Exons: 7
Coding region: 180-2135 (651 amino acids)
Source: RefSeq, a predicted model, not a curated record